This is a messenger RNA of Hylaeus volcanicus, 2951 nucleotides long. Its product is annotated as tuftelin-interacting protein 11-like. Gene Ontology annotation, biological process: spliceosomal complex disassembly. The record is from RefSeq and is a predicted model, not a curated record. The transcript is spliced from 3 exons. Lineage: Eukaryota; Metazoa; Arthropoda; Insecta; Hymenoptera; Colletidae. Bases 91 to 1401 code for a protein of 436 amino acids. Gene Ontology annotation, cellular component: U2-type post-mRNA release spliceosomal complex.
GAAAUUGAAGAACUUGAAGAAAAAAUUCAAGUUUUAAAAAAUAUUUUAAAAAUUUUAUUUUCCUUUAUAAAAUCACAAAAUUGUAUUUAUAUGGAAAAACUCAUCCAAGUUAACGAUUUAGUUGAAACAGCAAGCGAUAUGCAAGAAAAACGAAAGAGUGCUGUACUAAAGUAUACACCGAUAAAUUGUACACCGUAUGAAAGUGUUACCAGUCAAGAACAAAUGGAAAACGAGAAUUCAAGCGAUGAUGUCUUAAGCCAUGCAUCUAAGUUACUUGACAAAAGCGACCGAAUUUGUCUUGUGAUUGAGAAGAUUUUUAAAAAACUUACCGAUAUUAUAAUACAGCUUCGCGAACGAUGGCCUUCAGAAUAUAAGGAUUUUAAGAUUCACUUUUUAGGGACUGAAAUAGCGGCCUUGUUACUGUAUUGUAUUGAUUCUUUUUUAAUGCAUCCGAAACCUUUUCAACAGACUCUUACUUUCUAUUUUACGUCUCUCUUAAUACAAUUCCGUGAUGCUUGCGUUCCUUUGGAAUCAAAAGAAUUACGGGUCGUUUGGCAUCAUAUUAUUACAGAACGAAUUCUUAAUGAUAUUAAACAAACCCUGGAACAUUUUAAGAUCACUGCCGAAAAACAAGACACCGAACCACUUGAUUGCGUGUUUCAAUGGAUUUAUGCGGUUCCGUUAUGUCGAGUCAUUGAACUUUUACAAAGACAUUUAUUUCCUAAAUGGUUGAAUUUUCUUUCAGAUUGGUUGAAUUGUGCGCAUGUUGAUUUGGAAAGAAUUUAUAAUUGGUACACUACAUGGAAGAAAUGCUUUCCAAAGUCACUUUUAAAUGAACCUCUUGUUCAAACAUUUUUUAUAUCGGGACUCGAGCUCAUUAAUCAUUAUUUAGAAAAGUUAAGUGAAAACACUGAUAUGGAGUUAUUGGAAAAUGACACAACAAAAAUGGAUUAUGGUGUAAACAAUAACCAAACUAAUAAUACGCAUGAAACGCAACAACGGACGAAUAAAAGAAAACCCCUUCCUUAUGAAAUACAUAAUUCGUUCGAUUCACCGUCACACUCUAGCACGCAAUACAUAAUAAGGAACAACAUUAGUGAAGAGUCCACGACUCCGAAUGUGUCUGUUAAACGUCCAAGCAAGCUUUCAGAAACUAAGGUUGCCACUUCAGAUUCUCGCUUUGUUCUCGCUUCACGCCUUGUUGAAAUUAUAGAAGGUUUAGCUGAAGACAAUGGUAUUCUAUUUGUUCCAAAGCCCGCACGUAUGUAUAACGGAAGACAAAUUUACGGAUUUGGUAAGUUAUCCAUCUAUAUUGAUUCUGGUGUUAUAUACAAAUACAACGGUAAUAAUUCUUCUUGGUCUUCUAUACCCCUCUCUGCCUUAUUGGAUCAUCCAAAAUAAACACUGUUUCUUUUCGACACUCACCGCAGCAUACGAUUGAAUGUGAACCUUACAUGCAUAAUGCAGUGUUUAGUGUUCAGCACUAACAAACAAAAACUCAAAUCAAGGUGAUACACGCCAAUCCCGCGCACCCAUUCAUCUAUUCUGUUACACACAACCCCACUGUUUAAUUUAUGGACCUAACUUGUUUUUGAACGUGCUACAUUCUACCCCAAAGUCGUCUUUUAUUCUAAACAAAAUGUUUUUUAACCGUUGUUCCAAAAUGUUGACAAUCUUUUCGUUACAUGCCGCUACGUUACGAAACAUCCUUUCGGGCUCCAUAAUUCCGUUAAAUAGAAUAUUCCCUUAAAGGGAAACCGUGCAUGAAACAGAGAGUUUUGUCGUUGCCUAAGCGACUCAUCGCUAGGAUUCAGUUUCAGUUUAUUGCUAGACUAAUUCCAGACUCUUCGCUACAUAUCCGUUCUAUGCAAAUGACAACGGUCCAUGCCACUUUCGUCUUAAUAAACAUUCUUUCAACUUGUUAAAAGAUCAUUUACUUUUUUUUCAACUAAAAUGUUUUUUUUUUGGCGAGGUAUAUUAGCGUGUUGAAAAGAAAAACUUGACUUUAAAAAAACUAAGGUGAUUUUUAAUUUUCGUGCUCUCCAUAUUCAAGAUCCUUUUUCUAACUUUUUUUUUUAUUUGAUGAAAUCCACGCUUAUACUUUCUACUAUAUGACUGAUUUUUUUAAAAAGUGAACAUUGUCAAACGUCGACAUUACAUCAUUGUUUCCACUCAAAAAGCUGUGUGAAACACAAAAAACAAAAACGUUCAUUUGUUAACUCUUAUUUUUUUAAACGCUUAACAGUUGUGUUGCAGUUAUGUUUAAAAAAAAUACCACAAAUCUCUCCCAUAUCUUCUUAUUUACCGCAUUAAUUUCUAGUGACGCCGGAAAAUCUGAAUGAAAGGCUCUACGCACUACCGCAUAACAAUUUACUGGUAGUACCCCUCCCGUCCCUUUGCUUUUUAAAACCACUAUCACACUUACCGAAAACCCUUCAACUUAUAUAUUUAUCGUAUAUAAUAAAAAUAAACGCUGCGUCAAUAAAGGGCUCUUCGCCUACCAAAUUAGGCAAUGUGUCAAGUUAAUUUUAUGGUUUCCUGCCUCCGAUAUAGAAUGCAAAUAAACCUCAGUAACUUUUUCUUUAUUCUACCAAAACACCUAGGACAACUUCUUUUUGUUAGUUUGACAAUCCUUGUAUCUAUUCAUUCGCGGAAGAAAACCCCACCCGUUAACUCUUUUAAAAUUUUCGACACGUGGAUUGCAGAGCCAAAGAAUCACAGUGUGCAGAAAACAAGCAAUUCUAAAAGAUAAAAGAGAACACCUCUUUUCAAAAAUCUAAAUUCUUUUCUGACUCCGAAACAAACUAUUACAUCUAGUUUUGAGCAGUCAUUUUAAAAAAGUUUUUUUAAAGCUUAGUGUUUCCAAUCAAACAAAACGGUGAAUGCUUAGAAACGAUGCUUCCUUUUAUACACACCCCAAGCAACGUAAAGACAUUGUUCAUGUCAUACUA